ACACCUUUCAGCAAGGGUCUGGGUGUGUGUGGGAGGGUGUAACCGGCUGCCAUUCACAUUUCUAAUGAUCUCUAGAGUGAAAGAAAGAGAAGGGAGAGACAGAUAGUGGAGAGAGAGAGAGAGAGAGAGAGAGCAACUCAGAGGUGCAGAGGGAGUUUUGCUGCUGAAGUAAAAGUAGAGUUAUUAGGAAGCAGAAAAUGGGACCGGCUGCCACCUCGCUCGCUCUCCUGUGUUUAUGUUCUCUGGGUCUGUGUGUUCCUACAGGGACGGCUGAUGCUACACCAACACAGGUCAGGACUGCAUCCCUGUUAGAGGUGAAGAAAGGAAGAGGAGAUGUCCCUGAUAUUCUUCCAGAGCCUGAACCAGAGCCAACCAGCCCAGUGUCAGACUUUGAAAACUCAUACAACUAUGUCUUGUCCAGACUAGCCAGUAUGGACCAGGCGAUCCACAAGCUCAAUGUUGGUCACUACACCCUGGAUGUUAAAGUCAGCCAGUUGAUGGAUCGCCUGUCAAGGAUUGAUGCUAAAGUUGGGGAGCUGGAAGACAGCAUCCAGGAAGUCUACCAGCACAGUAAGGACAACCGCAAGGAGACUGGAAGACUGGAAGGUUGCCAGAAGGGACACAGAUUGGGAUACAAGUGUUAUCUUGUGUACAAUAGCUAUGAGGACUACGCCGGAGCUGCCAGAAAGUGCCUGGAACGCGGCGGCCGCAUGGCGAUGCCCCGCGACCGCAAGGAGCAGGAGGCCCUCGCUGACUACGUCAAGUCAUUCUUCCACCCAGGGAACUGGCCCGUCUGGCUGGGCAUCAACGACCUGCGAUCUGAGGGCAUGUACCUCUUUGAUGACGGUACGCGGGUCUCAUACUUCCAGUGGCGCAAACACUUCCUGUCCAGCCAGCCGGACGGAGGGAGGCGGGAGAACUGUGUGGCGAUGUCGUCAGACGAUGGCGACUGGUGGGACCACUACUGCGACCGGACCAUGAACUAUCUCUGCGAGUUUGAUGACAGGGUGGCACUUUAAAACAAACUUUUUUAAAGCUAGCAUUACUCUCUCACCACCUUACUACUACCUUAAACUUUGAUCUCCAGUUUUGAUCACUGAAAAUAGAUCCAUUAUAUUUUCAAAUUACUUAUUUCCACUUAAAAGACAUUUUAAAAAUGUCCCUGGAUUGGUUGUAUUCAAAAGAGAAGAAGUCCUCAUAGAAAAGUGCAUUUUAUUAGAAAAAUUCCAGUAUAAUUUUAUUUGUAUAUGCAAUUAGCGUAGCAUUGACUUGUUGUUAGUAUCUUACAGGAUAAAAACAUUUGCUGCGAAAAUAUUUCACAGAAUUGUAGGUUUUUAAGGUGAAACAUGUCUAAAAUGCGCACAAAUUCAUGUAUUGCUAUUUAAGUUCUGAAAGUACUGAAUAAGACUUAACCAGAUAAGUAUUUAAAUAUUAUAUAAAUCAUGUAGCUGCAGUGAUAUGAAUGUAAACCAGAGAGGACUCUGGUUUACAUCCGCUGUGAUUUCACGCCUGGAAUUCUAAAUAUUUGUUCAACGUUUCCAAAAAAAAAAAAAAAAAAAGG
This is a messenger RNA of Micropterus salmoides (largemouth bass), 1561 nucleotides long. It is a transcript of the gene clec11a, whose product is annotated as C-type lectin domain containing 11A. Bases 198 to 1019 code for a protein of 273 amino acids. The transcript has 5 exons. The record is from RefSeq and is a predicted model, not a curated record. NCBI's taxonomy places the organism in Eukaryota, Metazoa, Chordata, Actinopteri, Centrarchiformes, Centrarchidae.